UUUCAGUCCGUGAAUACUACAUCCAACUACGAUGCCACCAAAGGCUAGCGGUAAAGCUGUGAAGAAGGCUGGUAAAGCCCAAAAGAACAUUACGAAGAGUGACAAGAAGAAGAAGCGCAAGAGGAAGGAGAGCUACGCUAUCUAUAUCUACAAGGUCUUGAAGCAAGUUCAUCCCGAUACUGGAGUAUCCAGCAAAGCCAUGAGCAUCAUGAACUCAUUUGUCAACGACAUUUUCGAGAGAAUUGCCGCUGAAGCUUCACGAUUGGCUCACUACAACAAGCGCUCUACCAUCACCUCUCGUGAAAUCCAAACCGCUGUUCGUCUACUUCUUCCCGGAGAGUUAGCCAAACACGCUGUUUCAGAAGGCACCAAGGCUGUCACUAAAUACACUAGUUCCAAGUAAUUUGGAAUAACACCAAUACCAUCGGCCCUUU
This is a messenger RNA of Diachasmimorpha longicaudata, 434 nucleotides long. Its product is annotated as histone H2B-like. The coding region runs from base 32 to 403 and encodes 123 amino acids. Gene Ontology annotation, molecular function: structural constituent of chromatin; DNA binding; protein heterodimerization activity. Gene Ontology annotation, cellular component: nucleosome. The record is from RefSeq and is a predicted model, not a curated record. The transcript has a single exon. Lineage: Eukaryota; Metazoa; Arthropoda; Insecta; Hymenoptera; Braconidae.